Molecule: messenger RNA, 2795 nt
Organism: Chlamydomonas reinhardtii
Lineage: Eukaryota; Viridiplantae; Chlorophyta; Chlorophyceae; Chlamydomonadales; Chlamydomonadaceae
Exons: 13
Coding region: 358-2520 (720 amino acids)
Source: RefSeq, a predicted model, not a curated record
CGAUUCGGGCUCUAGCCUUCGCUUCUUUGACCCACGGGACCUUCCGGCGCUGAACCGCGUUGGUUCAGACACCUAGCAAGAGCCAUAGCCUCUCAAAUUUUGCUACCCAGCAGAGCAGCAGCAGCAGCAGCAGCAGCAGCAGCAUCGGCAGCACAGGCUCUGCGCAUCCGCGGCAGGGCACACCUUGCACCGACGUGUUCAAACCUUAACACCGGCCCUUUACGUUUCCGUCCUUGCGUUCUGUACUUUCGGAGGGGCAACAGAAGACCUCUUACCGUACCAACAUCAGCACCCGAAGCAGGCGUGGGGGCUGCCAACCACCCACGUGGCCAUCGCCACUCUUGCGGCGGCGGCACCAUGGGCGGCCGCCGCUGUCGACACGGCAGCGGCGGCGGUGGUGGCGGCGGGGGCGGCGGCGGCGGCGGCGGCUGGCGCGGCUGUCUGCUGACUGCCAGGGCCCCUCGGCUGCACCUGGCGGCGGCGGGACUGGCGCUGGUGCUAGCGCUGACUCUACUCCUGGACAGCAGCUCUCUGGCACAGGGCCAGCAAUCGCCAGCGCCUCCCGUGCCCCAGCAGCCCCGCUCGCCGACCCUCCGAGGCGGCGGCGGCACACAAUCAGCUGCCGCCACGCCGCCGCCGGCGCAGCCGCCACCAGACUCGGGGCUUGCGGCAGCGGCGGCGCCGCCGCAGGGGGGCGGCGCCAACAGUAAUGCUACAGCCAAUGCCACGGCCAAAGCCAGGGCUAGGGAUGUGGAUGUGGUGGUUCCGGACGUGAAGCACCUGACCAAGUGGGGGCCGCGCGGCCGGGUGUGUGUGCUGAUGAUGGGCCUGCUGCCGGUGCUGUCCACCUUCACCCUGGGGGGCGGCUUCUCCAGAGACCCACUGCAGGUGGACGUGCGGCCCGCCAGCGGCACCGGCAACAUCCCCGCGAGCGGGGCGGUGCCGGUGGUGUUCUACAACGCCUCCGCUGACGCCUGCCCCAACACCACCGCCGCCGUCAUGGCAGCCAUAGCGGCGGGCGGCGUGGGCUUCGUGUCGGCGCCGCUGGACACGCCCUGGCGCCCCAGUGCCGAGAGCGACAACGUCACAAGCAGUAGCUGGAUGGUGGACAGCCUGUACCGCUACAGCUCCAACGCCACCCAGCAAAACGUCACACGCAACGCUAGCAGUGGCAGCAGCAGCAAUGGCAGUAGCGGUAGCAGCGAUGGCAGUAGCAGCGGACUGGGGGCCAGCAAUGCUACGUAUGUGGCGGACAUUGACGGCGACGGCAACGGCGACACGCUGCUGCCCGCGGUGCAGUCGAUCAACACGGUGCCGGGCAGUGUGGCGGUGGUGGGCGUGGCGGGCGGACCCAACGGCGCUGUGGUGGGCAGAUCCAACCUCACAGACUUCAGGAUGUUUCUCUACUCGCCGCGGCCCUGGCCCGCCUCGCUGGCCGCGCCCGGCGGCGGCGCCGUGUCCGUGCCCACCAACCUGACCCUGCUGCGCAGCGCCUUCUCCAUCAGCAGCGAGCUGACCACGGGGCUGGUGGCGGUGGACCUGCGUGGCGUGUCAUACCCUGGCUUCCCCACCAUGUGGCUGGCGCAGGACCAGGUGGACAACACGCUCACACUGCGGCUGGAGAACCUGACCUUCCGCUACACCAUCAGCCCCGACAACGCGCCGCUGGGCUCCGGCGAGGCCAACCUGUGGGUCCGCGGCAACGUCACCGCAGUGGCCCGGCUGCCGGAGGACAUGCUGGUGCUGCCAGUGGCGGACCUGGCCUACCCCCCCAUAGCGGCCAGCCUGCAGGUUUUCACGCCGGAAACGCAACAGCAGCAGCAGGAGGACGCAGCCGCGGCGGGGGGAGCUAACGGCGGCGGCGGUGGCGGCGGCGGUGGCGGCGGUGGCGGCGGCAUGACGCCGGCUGUGAACCUCGGCAGCGUGCGCGGUGGCGCCGGCGCCGGCGGCGGCAUCAACGGCGGCACCGGUACAGGUAACGCCAGCAGCGGCACCACCGGCUCCAUUGCCGUCUCUGCCGGCGGCGAAGGCCCGCCGGGAUCAGUCGGCGGCGGGCUGAGGCGCAUCGUGGUGCCGCUGCCGGGCCCUGGCGGCACCAGUCGCGGCUACUACACCACUGACGGCGCGGUGCGCGUGGCGAUGCACAACGGCUCGUCGCCACUGCCGUCCGCGUCCGCUGCCAAGGCCUCGAGCGACGGCGUGGUGGGCGACAUCAGCGGCCCAAACACCACCAGCAGCAGCAGAACCGGGCGUCCGCCGUCGCAAUCUGGCUUGGCGGCGGCGGCGGCGGCGGCGGCUAGGCGCAACCAGACCAACAACAACAAUAACCAGACCGCCGCUACUGGGCAGCUGCCUGCGACGCCGUCGGUGUCCGGGCUGCAGAAUGCCACCAGCAACCGCACAACCAGCGCGCCUGGUGCGGCGGCGGGAGCCGGCAGCGGUGGCGCCGGCGAGCCGGCAGCAGCAAACAACACAGCCGACACGUCGGUGCCGGGCAUCCAGGCCGCGGCGACUGAGUGACUGUGAGCACGCCGCUGUUUGCUGCGGUCUGUUCUUGAUUGAGGCGUCAGAGGGUUAGAAGGUUUGACUAUUGGGGGCCCGGUGUGUCAGGCCCAGGAUGGAGAGGGUGAACGGUGGGUUGACUGUGCUGUGGACGGGCGUGGUGGAUCGGAUGGCGAAUUUGCAGGGCAGAGCGGCCCGGAACCGAAGCUGGAUUGGACGGCGCAGCGGCAGCGCAUGUGCCAGCAGUCAUUAUGAUGAGGAUACAUACAUGGAGUGAUAUGUGUCGAUGUCGC